Messenger RNA from Melospiza georgiana, 5405 nucleotides. It is a transcript of the gene GFPT1, whose product is annotated as glutamine--fructose-6-phosphate transaminase 1. Gene Ontology annotation, biological process: carbohydrate derivative biosynthetic process; protein N-linked glycosylation; UDP-N-acetylglucosamine metabolic process. Gene Ontology annotation, molecular function: carbohydrate derivative binding; L-glutamine:D-fructose-6-phosphate transaminase (isomerizing) activity. Lineage: Eukaryota; Metazoa; Chordata; Aves; Passeriformes; Passerellidae. Bases 74 to 2119 code for a protein of 681 amino acids. The transcript has 19 exons. The record is from RefSeq and is a predicted model, not a curated record.
GCCUGCGCCGGGCCUGGCGCGAGGGGCGCGGCCCCGGCGGCACAGACAGCGCGGCUGCGGACCGGGACGCACCAUGUGCGGCAUCUUUGCUUACCUGAACUACCAUGUGCCCCGGACCAGGAGGGAGAUCCUGGAGACGCUCAUCAAGGGGCUGCAGCGCCUGGAGUACCGGGGCUACGACUCUGCAGGUGUGGGACUGGAUGGAGGAAAUGACAAAGACUGGGAGGCCAAUGCUGGCAAAAUCCACAUUAUCAAGCAGACGGGGAAGGUGAAGGCUCUGGAUGAAGAGGUUCACAAGCAGCAGGACAUGGACCUGGACAUCGAGUUUGACGUGCACCUGGGCAUCGCCCACACGCGCUGGGCCACGCACGGGGAGCCCAAACCGGUGAACAGCCACCCGCAGCGCUCCGACAGGAACAACGAGUUCAUUGUCAUCCACAACGGCAUCAUCACCAACUACAAGGACCUGCAGAAGUUCCUGGAGAGCAAGGGCUACGAGUUCGAGUCGGAGACGGACACGGAGAGCAUCGUCAAGCUGGUCAAGUACAUGUACGACAACCGCGACAGCGACGACAUCAGCUUCUCCACGCUGGUGGAGAGGGUCAUCCAGCAGCUGGAAGGGGCUUUUGCCCUUGUGUUCAAGAGUGUUCAUUACCCUGGGCAGGCAGUCGGUACCAGGAGAGGCAGCCCCCUCCUCAUCGGCGUGCGCAGCGAGCACAAGCUGUCCACAGACCACAUCCCCAUCCUCUACAGGACAGGGAAGGACAAGAAGGGGAGCUGCAACCUGUCCCGAGUGGACAGCACCACCUGCCUCUUCCCCGUGGAGGAGAAAGCUGUGGAGUAUUACUUUGCUUCUGAUGCCAGCGCCGUCAUCGAGCACACCAACCGCGUGAUCUUCCUGGAGGACGACGACGUGGCGGCCGUGGUGGACGGCCGUCUGUCCAUCCACCGCGUCAAGCGCACGGCCGGCGACCACCCGGGCCGGGCCGUGCAGACCCUGCAGAUGGAGCUGCAGCAGAUCAUGAAGGGUAACUUCAGCUCGUUCAUGCAGAAGGAAAUAUUUGAGCAGCCAGAAUCUGUUGUUAAUACCAUGAGAGGAAGGGUCAACUUUGAUGACUACACAGUGAACCUGGGGGGGCUCAAGGAUCACAUCAAGGAGAUCCAGAGGUGUCGGCGCCUGAUCCUCAUCGCCUGUGGCACCAGCUACCACGCAGGAGUGGCAACCCGGCAGGUGCUGGAGGAGCUGACGGAGCUGCCUGUCAUGGUGGAGCUGGCCAGUGACUUCCUGGACAGGAACACGCCCGUGUUCAGGGACGAUGUCUGCUUCUUCCUCAGCCAGUCAGGGGAGACUGCAGACACGCUGAUGUGCCUGAGGUACUGCAAGGAGAGGGGAGCCCUGACCGUGGGCAUCACCAACACCGUGGGCAGCUCCAUCUCCCGCGAGACCGACUGCGGGGUGCACAUCAACGCGGGCCCCGAGAUCGGCGUGGCCAGCACCAAGGCCUACACCAGCCAGUUCGUGUCCCUGGUGAUGUUUGCCCUGAUGAUGUGUGACGACAGGAUCUCCAUGCAGGAGCGGCGCAAGGAGAUCAUGAGGGGGCUCAAGGGGCUGCCAGACCUGAUCAAGGAGGUGCUGAGCAUGGAUGAUGAGAUCCAGAAGCUGGCCACGGAGCUGUACCACCAGAAGUCUGUGCUCAUCAUGGGACGGGGCUACCACUAUGCCACGUGUCUGGAGGGAGCCUUGAAAAUCAAAGAAAUCACCUACAUGCACUCGGAGGGGAUCCUGGCUGGGGAGCUGAAGCACGGGCCCCUGGCCCUGGUGGACAAGCUGAUGCCUGUGAUCAUGAUCAUCAUGAGAGACCACACCUAUGCCAAGUGCCAGAACGCCCUGCAGCAGGUCAUUGCGCGGCAGGGCCGGCCCGUGGUGAUCUGCGACAAGGAGGACAUCGAGACCAUCAAGAACAACAAGAGGACGAUCAAAGUGCCCCACUCGGUGGAUUGCCUGCAGGGCAUCCUGAGCGUCAUCCCCCUGCAGCUGCUGGCCUUCCACCUGGCCGUGCUGCGCGGCUACGACGUUGAUUUUCCAAGAAAUCUGGCCAAGUCCGUAACUGUAGAGUGAAAGAUCAUCUGACUCAUAGGGGCAAAGGGGAAUUAAAUGAAAAGACUUUUUUUGGUACCAAAAUAACUCGAUUUUAAAGCCCCCUAGGUAAAUCUUAUUUUGGUAAACCGCUGUUUGUGUACAAGAUCACCACAAUUCCAUUGCAUUAGUGAUUGUCCCGUUGAUUCCACGUGCUCCAUCAAUAGCUCUGGGGUUGUUUUUUUUAUUUUGAUCAAUAGGCUUCCAUGAAAGAUGUUCAAUGGUUUUCCUAAAGAUUGCUGAGUGCUGUAGGUGAGGGGUUACUCUGGCUGAGCCCAGGCAGUGCUGGGAGAGCUCUGCAGGAUCCUCAGUGUCCUGUGGGGACAGCAGGACACACAGCUGCAACAGGAAUUUCACCAGUGCAGGCAAACCUUGGGCUGAGCUCUGCCCCAGGAGCAGGAGGGGAUUCAGCACAGCCUGGGUAAGGCCCUGCUGCUCCAGAGGGGUUUAAUCCGGCCAAACCCAGGGCAGGUGACAAUCCUGUGGCCAGGGGGACCCAGCAGGGCCAGGGCUGGGGGCACAGGGGUGGCAGGGCUGGCUCUGAGCUGCUGCUGCUGCUGCUGCUGCUUGGGGCUGUUAAAGCAAGGGGAGCUUGUGCUGUGCUGAGGGUUUCCCCUGGAACUGGGAGCACACCUGGGUGUGACAGAUCUGAGUGUGACACGCCUGGAUGUGACAGUUCUGAGUGUCCCAGCUGUGUGACACAUCUGGAUGUGACACACCUGGGGUGACCCAGCUCUGUGACUUCAACACACCUGAAGGGCAUAAAAAGGCUCCAUAAACACGACAGAAAUAACCUUUGAAAAUUGCCUUGGUAAUUAAGGAAUUACCUAAAGAAAUUACCUUGGUAAUAUGUCUGUGACAGGCUUGAAGGGAAUCAAAAAUGCCACAGAAAAUAAUACUCAAAAUGCCGCAGAAAAUACUCAGAAUGGCACAGCAAACACCCCUUCAGGACUGAAAACCUGACUUUCCAGAGUCACCAAAGGGCAGUUAUUGUGUGUUUCCUCAUGUGCAAAGGUGAAUUUCCUCCCCCUUUGCUGGGAUUUGAAUUGGCUCUCCACAGGCACUGUCAGACCGUGCCAUAAGGUGUGAAACAGUGCUGGGGGUGUUCCAGGUGAUUUACUGCCCUGAGAAAUGGCUUUGGCAAAUGGGCAGUGCCCAGUUCCCCUGGCACAGGGGCUGCUCCCAAAGAUUCUCUGGAAUUCCGUGUUUUAUAAACCCCCAGGGACUCUCCAGUUCAGUUCAGUGCCCAGAUGAAUUUCAAUUGAUGAAAUGAAAUGCUGAGUGCCUGCAAAAGCCCCUCAGAGCCAGAGCCUGUGUUUAUUAACCUGUCCCACUGUUGGUUUGUGAGCACGCCGUGCUGCCAGCGUCUGCUUGAGAGCAAAAAGUGGGAAUUGCAGCAUUUUGGGUCAGCAAAAGCUCCGUGUGUGCGAGGCCCUGCCCUGCCACAGCUGUGCCCUUCAGUGCAGGGGAAAACAAAUUGUGCAGUGCUCACAGUGGCAGAGAGCUCCCCAUCUUCCUCCUCCUCCUCUUCCUCCUCCCAAAGCCCUGCAGGGCUGGGUCCAGGCUGGGUUCCCCCUGGCCCAGGGAUGUGCAGUGCCCCAUCCUUUGCUCUCAGAACGGCGCCUGCUAAUUAAUAUUAAUUACACAUUAAUAUUAAUUAAUAAACACUCAUUAAAACCCCCACGAGGGGAUGACGGGGGGCCUUUUUCUGUCCCCCCUGGCACAGAGCAUUGGGCCAGCCAGCCCUGGAGAAUUUUAGUGCAGGAGUUUCAGUGCAGGCUGUGGCACCUUGGGGAGAGCCAAGGGGACCAAAGACCCGAGUUGGGAGUGUUCAGUGGUUGUGCUGAGCUCUCUGAGGGAUUUCCCUGCCACACCCCGUCGUUGUUGUUGUUGUUGGUGCAGUGGGAAUGCACAAAGGACUCUCUCUGCCUUUCCUUACCUCAUUCUGCCCCCCUGUUGCAUUUCUGAACGGAUGAUGCUCCUCUUCCCCUUAGGAAAAGACUUGUAGGGUGUCUCGUGGUAUUUAUUGACAGCCAGUCAGCCUUCUGCUCUCCCAAAUGAAUGUUUUGCUUACUGAGCCAGUGAAAUCCUCUCCUGCCUCGCUGAGGGGUUGAAACAUUCAGCAGUCCUGUCUCUAAAAUUGAGCCACAGGUAAACACAAACCUCCAGAGCCCUUUGCUGUCACAGAUUAUUCUGGUGUGAGGAGGUUUUAAUUCCCCAAAGCUCAGCCCACCUUUCUGCCCAGCAGUUCUCACCCCGAUUCCACACUCCAGUUAAGCUGCACAUGGAAUUUGCUGCAGCCAGAAAGGUUUUUUUGGGUAUUUUUCCCCCCUGGCUGUGAUGCAGAAGGGCUCUGGGCAGUUUUUUCUUCCCCAGAUUUUCUGUGCAGAGCCCAUCAGUGCCCGGGGCUGGGCAGGGCAUCUCCUGCUGCCCCAAAAGCUGCUGAGAGAGCCAGAACAGCAGAGGAAUGACAGAAAUGCAGACUCUGGUGAGGAAGGCUCCUCCCCAGCCUCCCUUUUAAAUGAAAUCUGCCCUCUGCAGUCAUCCCUGCCUCUCUAGGAAGGUAAUAAAAAUCCAGUUUCUCUGCCCUUUGAACAGCCAGUUUGAUCCUGACUUUGGAUUCCAAACAUUCAGUUUCCAAGCCACCGAGGUCUCCCGCAAGUGAAGAUUAUAAUUUUAUUUAAGCAACAAGACAAAGGGCAGGGAGUUUUAGUGCAGUAAAAUCAUUAAUGAUGGGAUAAUUGUGGCACCAGCUGGGCUGAUUUGGGAGCUCUGCUCUGCUCAUUGCACUGCAGGCACCCACAGUUGGGUGGAUGGAGGGAGAGGAUGAAAUUAAAUAGUUCAAGUAGCAGGUCAGUGUUUAGCUGUGGCUGAUUUUAGAUCCUGCCUGAAUGUACCAAAUUGCCUCAAAGCAUGGAGUCCCUCCUCUUCACCAGGACAGGAAGAAGAAGAAACAGAAGUAUUUGGGUUGGCAAAAAAAAAAAAAAAAAAAAAAAGGAAAAAAAAAAGGAAAGAAAACUUUAUUUGCCUUCAAUUCAGUUUCUGUAAAUAGAGAUUUGAGUGGCAAACCCACAUUUGUCCCUUGUAGAUUCUGUGCUGUACAUAUCCAGCUGGCUGGGGCUGUGGGACCAGACUGUGUUUGUCGUGUGCUCUAGGAGAUGUCUUUUAUUCUGUCUGUAGUGUUUAUUAUCAUUUGGGUUUUGUCUCUUUGCUUACUGUUUUUGUAUCUCACCCUUUGAAUAAAAUCAAGUGCCCUACAUUAACCAAA